CCCCGGAUCCGAUAGAGGCGCUGAGUCUGACUUGAGACUUGUAGAUCAAAACGAUGCCCUUUAUGCCGAAGAAGGUUGGAGCCCACUGGGUGAUGGGACCUGGGGCUGGACUGGUAAGGCAUUUCAAGCGGUCUUUCUCAAUCUUGAUCUCUCUCACGCAGAAGGACAUGUUCUGACAUAUGUAGUAGUAUUGCGUACAGUCUACACACCCGGGUCCGAUGCCAUGUUCUCCGAGUGUAUUGCCAAACUGCACCUCUGGGUGCGGCGCUUCGUGUUUCUCCCACUGUUUCUUUGGCGUAAAACUAGUCGACAUGAGCCGGACCCGGUCUGGAACGAGGAACUUUGGAAGCGUUUCAAGCUGGACAUUUGUCGAGGACCCGACAAGCCUUGACCGGACUCAGGCAGAUCCUUUAUGGCAUAAGGACACGACGGGUGUGCCGUUGCGGUUGGCUCAAUACUUGCAGCAGUGGCUGCAGGAGCACGGCGUGGACGUGGACGACCGCCGGAUGAUAUGGAACCCAAGAUACCGUGACUUCUUGGUCAUAGAUGAAGAGGCGCUCCGCUCACUGGCGAAUCUGGCUGCUUUUCUUCCGAGCUUGCGAUCACCAGAGCCCGGGGAAAGUGAAGACAGGAAUCGUUUCCGGCAUAUGCGAGAUAUUGGGACACCGCCAGCAUUCGCCUGGUUGCUAGACUCGAGGCAACUCCUCUUGAACUGUGGCUCUCCGGCUACGACCCUCAUUCACGCCAACGGGAGCGUCUACUUCGACAAGACGACAGGCACUUUCAGCAGUCAGGAAUAUCAGGAUCUCUACAGCCAAGGUCUUUCCUCAUGGGACCCGCUGCGAAGCCCGAGCGAGGCUCGGAUGAAGUUAGAGGUCAAGCAUUUUCAAGAUGCAUGGUUCCAGAGGAAAGGUCAGGAUGAAAGACACCCAGGCGGGGGUUUCUCGUGCCGCGAGGAGAGGCUGAACUCGGACGUGUAUUGGUUCGACGAGCGUCGGCUGUAAUCAAGUCAUGGCAGUCCAUGCCCUGGAGGGACUUAUCUAC
Microdochium trichocladiopsis is the source of this 1044-nucleotide messenger RNA. RefSeq lists its product as uncharacterized. The coding region runs from base 219 to 1004 and encodes 261 amino acids. Lineage: Eukaryota; Fungi; Ascomycota; Sordariomycetes; Xylariales; Microdochiaceae. The transcript has a single exon. The record is from RefSeq and is a predicted model, not a curated record.